This is a messenger RNA of Oxyura jamaicensis (ruddy duck), 3452 nucleotides long. RefSeq names its product golgi associated kinase 1B (gene GASK1B). Gene Ontology annotation, cellular component: Golgi apparatus. Lineage: Eukaryota; Metazoa; Chordata; Aves; Anseriformes; Anatidae. The record is from RefSeq and is a predicted model, not a curated record. The transcript has 4 exons. Bases 29 to 1675 code for a protein of 548 amino acids.
AUCCUGGCUGGAAUGUACGGAAGACUUUAUGCUGUUUUCAUCAUGUGGAUUCGCUAGAGAAAUGACCUUCUUUGAUCAGCCAGGUAAAAUCAAAAACUUGUUUAUUUACUGCCUCUGCUCCCCACGGGUGCUGAGGCUGUGGACUUGCAGGCGACCGAGAACAAGGAGGAAUCUGCUGGUGGGCACUGCUUGUGUGAUCUACCUGGGGUUCCUUGUCAGUCAAGUGGGUCAUGUUUUACCCCAGCACAAAGGAGGACACCAAAAAAUCAGUUCCAGAAGUCUCCAAGAUGCAGCUCAAACUCCUUUUCUGGGCAUCCCACUGGAUGGCACCCUGUCACCACCCAGCUUCCAGGAACCCCAGCUUGGUGGCAAUGGGACCUCAGUGCCACCCAACGUAGUUUAUAUCACCCUGCGGUCCAAGCGCAGCAAGCCUGCCAACAUCAGAGGCACGGUGAAGCCAAAGCGCAGGAAGAAACAUGCAAUCCCUUUGUCCUAUGGGCAGCACUUUCCAAAAGCUGCUUUCACUGGCCAGGAAGAGACCUUUGUCCAGCAGCCGGGGAGAGCCACACGUGCCAUGGGCGCAAAGGGAGCAGCAAUAGCUCCAGAGGCAGGAAAGGACCACCUGGAUGAACACAGGCAGAAAGAAAUGGCAAUCGCGAAGCGAGGUCACCAGAGGCCUGGGGGGAUUUCUGGAGGUCUAAAGGCACAACGUCAGGCUGAGGAGAGCAAUAUCAGGAUUUACAGCGAGAGCUCUCCCUCUUGGCUGAGCAAAGAAGAUAUCCUAAGCAUGCGUAUGCUGGCAGAUUCUCCAAUAGAGAGCAUCCAAGAAGUACCCUCUCAGAAAGCAGUCCUGGUGGUGUUUGAGAAGGGUCCCAGCACCACAGAAGCUGCUUGUAAUCGAGGGCACUGUGGCAUCAUCAAAAGACCUCUUGACAUGAGUGAAGUGUUUGCCUUUCAUUUGGAUAGGAUCUUGGGGCUAAACAGGAGCUUACCUUCUGUAAGCAGGAAAUCGGAGUUCUUCCAAGCCGGUCAAGCCUGUCCUGUUAUUCUCUGGGAUUCCUCACUGAGUCCAACAGAUAACAAUACCCAUUCUUCAGUGAGAUUAACCUGGGGGAGAUACCAGCAACUACUGAAGCAGAAAUGCUGGCAGAAUGGUAAAGUUCCCAAAGUUGAGUGGGGCUGUACUGAAAUCCACCAUCAUGAAUGGUCCAAGAUGGCACUCUUUGAUUUUCUUCUGCAGAUCUAUAACCGGCUAGACAGAAACUGCUGCGGAUUCAAACCUCUGAAGGAAGAUUCCUGCGUGCAGCAAGGGCUGACGCUGAAAUGCAGUGAUCAGGAUGCUGUCGACCUGACACACAUAGUGCAGAGAAGGCAUGACCGAAAGCAUUUGGCCUUUAUAGACAAUAAUGGUUUCUUUGACAGAAGCGAGGACAAUCUUGACUUCAAAAUACUGCAAGGAAUCAAUGAAUUCCCUGAAUCUGCAGUUUCAGUGCUGAGGAGCCAGCGUUUACGGGAGAAGUUGCUUCAGUCUUUGUUCCUUGACAAAGUAUACUGGGAGAGCCAAGGAGGCAGGAAAGGAAUUGAAAAGCUUAUUGAUGUAAUAGAAAGGAGGUCCAAAAUUCUUCUUACUUAUAUAAAUGCACAUGGAGCCAAAGUAUUGCCCAUGAAUGAAUGAGCUUCUGAGGGACAGUCUAAAAAAAUUUGUGUGAGGCAAAAACUGACAGUAAAAUUGACUUACUUCAUAGGCUUAUUUAAUUUUUAUUUUUCCAAACUUUUGAGUUUAUUUUUAAAUAAGAAGUCUUACAUGGUUUAAAAGAAUCAUUUAAAUGUCAGCUGCAGCUCAACACGGUGCGGUUCUAUGUCACCAGUGAAAUGAAAUGAAAAAAUUCGAAUAGUACAAUAAAUGAUGUAGUAAUGUGCAUGCACCAUGAACACUCCUUCUGUUAAUAUAUUUGAGAAUUAGCAACAGUAUUUUCAGUACAUUAGUCUGGAUUAUUCUAACUCUCAUCAUUCAAGUCAGUAGAAGUUUUAUUGCAAAUUUAAAUGGGAACAGAGAUUUUAGGCACUUAACACAUUGAUGAAAACUGCCAUCACAUCUACAUACUGAAACAUACCUAGUACAGAAAUUUAUCUUUUUGACUAAGAACACUAAAAUUCCAACAUUUCCAAAUUAUUUUGAUCUUUUGAAAUCUAAGGACUAAAUUCAACUCCUUUAAAUGCAGGUAUAUUUCUAUUGGACGUGAAGAAAAUUUAGAUUCAGAGUAAGGAGAGCAUGGCUUUAACAAUAAUAAUUAAUUUGACAAAUGCAGUUUUUCCCUGUACAGUAUGGAGUAUACUUUGUCAUGAGUCAUUUGUUACAACGUAUUAUUUUCAGAAUGGAUUGGUUUGAUGUGUGGAUGGAUCGUCUGACAUUUCUGCCUGUUGAUUAACUGGGUGUUACUCACAGAAUCAUCUUUUAGUACUACCAUUUCAUUUUUAGCUAUUUAGCUUUAGCAUUGUGCAAAUAUGUUGCUAAAGUAAGUAUACACAUUUUGUUUUUGCAAUGUUCUUGACAUGAUAUUUUAGAAUACUAAUGAAAGACAGAUGCAAUAAUGAUGUGAGCAUUGUUAAAAUCAGAACAGAAAAUGUUGUUUGUGCUGCUUGCUCAGCUCUCGCCAGCAAUUCAGGCUCACGUUUUCUAUUAAGAUUGACCAUUGUGGGGUGAUGAUUCCAGCUGAUAACUUGCCCCAAGUUUUCAUACAGGUAAGGUUGUUAGAGAAGCUUGGACAAGCACUUUAGAUUCUUAGCCUCAAUCUGUUCCAGCAAAUACUCUGUUCCAAAAGUAAAAUAUCAACUGAUAUAGGCUGUCCUCACAUAUGCUUUCUACCUGUCUGUUUAAAAAGGUUCUUAUUGUCUUUCUAAAGGAAUAUCUAUUACCUUUUUGCCAUGAGAUGGUGGCAGAAGUUGAGUGGUUUCAUAGCUUCUCUUGUCUUCAUGUACAGUAAAAGAAACAUAGGGUGUGUAACAUUUAAAAAUAUUAUUGAGAGUGCUUGUGUAAUAUUAUUGUUUGUCAUUAUGAGAAACUAAAAUGUUUAAUAUUCAUGUUAAUGUGGUGGGUGAAUUUAAUGUCUUAAAUAACUACAAUUCCACUGCAGCUAAAACAGAUUUUCAUUCUUAGUAUCAAAAGAGCUAUUAGCAAUAAUUGCAAUACUAGAAGAAAUAGAUCUCAUUAAGAGCUUGGCCACCUAAAUAAUCUUUUAUUUUAUUUUGUCGGUAAAGGGCAGAUCCAUUUGUAAAAACUUCCUAGAAUUUACCAAUUACCUUGAGAGGCCAUCUUUUAGAGUGCCUUGGACUUUUUGAUUGCACCAGAGUAAAAUUGUAUAGGGUUUUCAUAUUAUCCCUUGCUUAAAAUGUUGUAACAAAUUAGCCCGGUAAUUUCUAUCACAGAAAUAAAGAUGUUACUGUAGCUUGCA